AUGUCGCAACUAUUUGAAUGGGCUUUCGGCAAGAAGCUUACUCCGCAAGAACGACUUCGGAAGAACCAGAGGGCAUUGGAAAAGACUCAACGUGAACUUACACGAGAAGUGACGAAAUUACAGCAACAAGAAAAGAAAUUGAUAAGUGAUAUCAAGAAAUCAGCCAAACAGGGACAAAUAUCGAGUGCAAAGCUCCAAGCCAAGGAUCUAAUCAGAACCAAAUCAUAUAUCAACAAAUUUAACUCAAUGAAGGCACAGUUGCAAGCUAUUUCCUUACGAGUACAAAGUGUGAGAUCGAACCAACAAAUGGCAAUGUCAAUGAGGGAUGCGACUAGAGUAUUAUCAGGAAUGAAUAGAUCAAUGAACUUACCGCAGUUAUCGAGGAUAGCUCAAGAAUUUGCUAAAGAGAAUGAUAUGAUGGAUCAAAAGCAAGAUUUUAUGGAUGAUGCCAUUGAUGAUGCUAUGGCUAUGGAUGAAGAUGAGUUGGGAGAAGAAGAACAAAUUGAUGAGAUAUUGGGUAAAGUGCUUGAUGAGAUUGGUGUUGAUUUGAAUUCUAAUUUGAAGGAUACUCCGACUGGAAUCAAUGCAGGUCAAGAAACAGUCGAUAAUGGGAGAGUUGCAGAAAGUGUAGGUGCUCACAGUGGCAGUGGUGGUGCUGGAGGUGGAUUUACUUCCAAUACCGAUGAAGACGACUUACAAGCGAGAUUAGAUAGUUUAAAGAAGUGA
Molecule: messenger RNA, 726 nt
Organism: Lodderomyces parapsilosis
Lineage: Eukaryota; Fungi; Ascomycota; Pichiomycetes; Serinales; Debaryomycetaceae
Gene: VPS2
Product: ESCRT-III subunit protein
Exons: 1
Coding region: 1-726 (241 amino acids)
Biological process (GO): endosome transport via multivesicular body sorting pathway; late endosome to vacuole transport; protein transport
Cellular component (GO): multivesicular body; ESCRT III complex
Source: RefSeq, a predicted model, not a curated record